Molecule: messenger RNA, 1319 nt
Organism: Epinephelus lanceolatus (giant grouper)
Lineage: Eukaryota; Metazoa; Chordata; Actinopteri; Perciformes; Serranidae
Gene: anxa4
Product: annexin A4
Cellular component (GO): cytoplasm; plasma membrane; nucleus
Molecular function (GO): calcium ion binding; phosphatidylserine binding; calcium-dependent phospholipid binding
Source: RefSeq, a predicted model, not a curated record
ACGGGAGGGUCCUGUUGAGAAUUAGCAUCCAAGUGGGUGGGACGUGGAAGCAGCUGUGAGUUAUAAGCUCUAGUUCUUUUUCGACGCUUUUACUCUCCUGACGGGCUCAGCUCAGAGUAGUUUGUUUCCAGGACAGCUUUCUGCACCUCCAGUUUGGAAAUCCUCACUCCUCCUACAAUGGCAGCGAUCGGAAACCGUGGCACAGUGAAAGAGGCGUCUGGUUUUGACGCAGAAGCAGAUGCCCAGCGUCUUCGAGGAGCCAUGAAGGGAGUCGGUACUGAUGAGGCAGCUAUCAUCGAGGUCCUAGCACACCGCACUAUCGCCCAAAGGCAGCGCAUCAAAGAGGCCUAUAAGCAAGCAGUGGGAAAGGACCUGGCUGAUGAGCUGUCCUCAGAGCUGAGUGGGAACUUCAGGAGCGUUGUUCUCGGUCUGCUGAUGCUGGCGCCUGUGUAUGAUGCCUUUGAGCUGAGAAGUGCAAUGAAGGGUGCUGGAACAGAAGAGGCCUGUCUCAUCGAUAUUCUCGCCUCAAGGUCAAACGCUGAAAUAAAAACCAUCAAUGCGUUCUACAAGAAAGAAUAUGGCAAGGACCUGGAGGAUGCUGUGUGUGGGGACACAUCAGGAAUGUUUCAGAGGGUUCUGGUCUCUUUACUCACAGCUGGACGGGAUGAAAGCAACAAUGUGGACGAGGCCCAGGCUGUUCAGGAUGCCAAGGAAAUCUACGAGGCUGGAGAGGCUCGAUGGGGCACGGACGAGGUUAAAUUCCUCACGGUGCUUUGUGUGAGGAACCGAAACCAUCUGAUGCGAGUAUUCGAGGAGUAUCAGAAGAUCUCUGGGAGAGACAUUGAGGACAGCAUUAAGAGGGAGAUGUCUGGCUGUCUGGAGGACGUCUUUCUGGCCAUAGUGAAAUGUCUAAGGAGCAAGCCAGCGUUCUUUGCAGAGCGAUUAUACAAAUCAAUGAAGGGCCUGGGCACUACAGAUAGUGUCCUCAUCAGAAUAAUGGUUGCCCGGGCGGAGAUUGACAUGUUGGACAUUAAGGCGCAGUUCCUGAAGAUGUAUGGCAAGACUCUCCACUCCUUCAUCAAGGGAGAUACAUCUGGUGACUACCGCAAAAUCCUCCUGGAGCUGUGCGGAGGCGAGUAAAAGACAAUCAGAACAGCAUCCAGCUCUGUCUUUAUUCCACAUUAUGAGCGCUUUAUCCUGUUGAUGACUUCCGUAUCUUGUCUUCUUUCUUGGUCUUCACAUUUCACUGACUGACCGCAGUGCCUUGUUUUACUGUUUGUACUGUAAUACCAAUUAAACCAAAGACCAAUGACCUUUUA